UCAUUACAAAUCAUGACAAUCGGUUAGCGUGGCUCACAUUUGAUGGGAACAAUUGGUCUAUUUAACACUGUAAAUUGCAGGCAGUGUUAAAUGUGAUCUGUAAACCAAGGGUUCACACGAAAGUCUCUAUCAAAUAAACCUAUUUAAACAUACUCCAUGAUAUUUGUCUUUUUUAGUUUGCAUCUAACAUGGAACGCUUAAAGAAUAUUGUGGUUUUGCUGAUUUUAAUAUUGCCUCCGUUUUAUUGGAGCUCUGUCGGAUAUAGUCACCAACAUCCUGGCUUUGUCCAACGCUUGCAGAUUAAGCCCGGUUGUUUGCAGGUGCCUCAGAAAUACACCGAAGCGACAACUCCGACACCAACAAUAAUCUUUUCUUCGCUGGAGGAGGUCAACAGCAGAGAAGCAGAUUAAUCAUUUAUGAGAAUAAGUUCCCCCCGAGUGUGAGUUCCCUACUCGAAUUAAGCUUAUCGCUUUAAGAUUGUAAAGCCCCCGCUUAAAUGCGGCCUAUAUAAGCGCAGCCACUCCCUGAGAGAUCAUC
This is a messenger RNA of Drosophila gunungcola (fruit fly), 537 nucleotides long. RefSeq lists its product as uncharacterized. The record is from RefSeq and is a predicted model, not a curated record. Bases 189 to 410 code for a protein of 73 amino acids. Lineage: Eukaryota; Metazoa; Arthropoda; Insecta; Diptera; Drosophilidae. The transcript has a single exon.